CUGGAUCAGGAGGUCUGGGUUAUCGCUUAUCGUCUUAUCGGAGAUUAUCUCGGUGUUGGAGGUGGGGAACUGAGCCGGCGCAGUAAGCUACCUCCUGCCUGCUGAAUGAGAGUCACCUCCAUAAUCUGUCGAACGAGUAAACUUCAUGCAGAAGAACAGUAAGAAUACUAACGAGGGAUCUUGCAGCUCACACUCCUUACCUUCUGGCUGGAGGACAUCCGACGAGAAGGUAUAUUCAAAGAGAAGCCGUUCUUCCCCCGAAUCUCUAGUCUCUCAUCCCAAUAAAAAGUCGAAUCUAGCUAACAACUGGGGUAACAUGAGCAACAUAAAUACUGAAGAAUUAUUGAAAGCGUUUGAGAGGAUAAUUGACAGUAAAAUCCAAACACUUCCAACAAAAGACGAUUUCAAUACAUUUAAAGAAGAUAUUAAAAGCUUGAAAACUCAAAACGAAUCGUUGAAAUUGGAAGUAAAAUCUCUAAGAGAAAAUCAGUUGAUACUACAGAGGCGUCUAGAUGCAAUAGAGAAUAAAUCCCGCAGGAACAAUCUAAUUAUAAAAGGACUCCACUUCAAGGCUCAAGAUGAUCUCUCUGAGAUAGUGGGCCAGUUCAUGUCAAAUGUACUGCAAAUUAAGGACUCGGUGGAAAUAGUUGAUGUACGCCCCCUUGGGAGUAAAGCAAUGAAGGGAAGGCACCUUCUAGUCUCAUUCUCGCGUAAUACCGAGAAAUGGGCCGUUUUGAAACAAUCAUCUCGGUUGAAAGGAACUGGCUGGAAGAUUGAUCAGGAUUAUCCACCUAACACACGCAGGUGUAGGCGUAGCCUAUUUCAACUUCGCUGGGAGAUUCGUCGAUUGAACACCAACAUUAAAUCUAUAGUCAGGUCAGAUAAAUUAAUCAUCAAUGAUGUUCAAUUUUCCUGGGAUGAUUCAGUUGGUCUAGUCUACAACCAGGACUUGGGAUCAGUAAAGCUGAAAGAAAUGGUUGGUCACGAUCUUUCUGGCUUCAUUAACGGUCUUCUCACUAAGACUGCACCUCUGAACAACAUCAGGACUUCCGCCUCACCACCAUCAUCUGCUCACCAACAAGUGUCAACGCCNACGUUUAUUUUACAGGAUUAG
Cimex lectularius (bed bug) is the source of this 1114-nucleotide messenger RNA. RefSeq lists its product as uncharacterized. The record is from RefSeq and is a predicted model, not a curated record. The transcript is spliced from 2 exons. Lineage: Eukaryota; Metazoa; Arthropoda; Insecta; Hemiptera; Cimicidae. Bases 146 to 1114 code for a protein of 322 amino acids.